Molecule: messenger RNA, 7192 nt
Organism: Drosophila guanche
Lineage: Eukaryota; Metazoa; Arthropoda; Insecta; Diptera; Drosophilidae
Exons: 14
Coding region: 744-4520 (1258 amino acids)
Cellular component (GO): plasma membrane
Molecular function (GO): protein binding
Source: RefSeq, a predicted model, not a curated record
ACCGUUCGAACGUCAGUAGUUGGAACAAGGACGCGAACCGUGCACGAGACCCAGCGCGCAAGCCACACGGAAAUCGCCUCGCGUCCACGCUGUGCUCAGUCAAAGCCAAGCAGAGCAGAGCAGAGCCCCACGCAAUGAAUAAAAAAGGAAGAAAGGAAAAUAUGAAAAUGCUUACUAUAUAAGCAGGAAAUCUCAUCAUCGGCAUAAUAACGCGAUUCCAGCUGUCAAUUUUCCACCGCAAUAUGAGAGAGAUCCCCACGGUGCUGUAGUGUGUGUGCGUGUACGUGAGCGUGUGUGUGUUUUGUGAUUUCCCCAAAAGAAAAUCGAGAAGGUGGCCGUUACGUGUACGCAAGCGAGUUCGUUGUUCGUGUGUUGUUUUUAUUGAUUGCGCGACUUUAAACAAAGUUCACAGUCAAAAAUUUAGUUGAAAAUGUGUCCAGAACAGUGUUAGAGAGAGAGAAAGAGAGAGAGUGAGCAGUGCCGAGGCAGUGGCCGAGGACCAGUGCAGUGCAAUGCAGUGUGCUGCUGGCAGUCAAGGUCGCCGCCGCUUUUGACCAGAAACAUGUCACAGACAAAAAUAUAGCGCCAGAAUAACAAAACACAGCCAGAAAUAAUCUUCGAAGCAAAAGCAACACAAACCACCACAAAGGAAGCAUUUAAAGCAUUUUGCCAGCACCUUGAAGCAUCUUCUUCUUCGGAAAAGCCUCUGAAAGUCACACACAAAACUUAAAAUAUUGACCAGCAUGGGGAGACGCCACAAACACUGCCACCAACGGAUGCGGGACACGGCGUGGCAACUGCAACUGCUGCUGCCUGCGGUGCUGCUGACGCUGCUACUGCUGGCCACGCUGGGUCUGGCGUGCCGCGUCUCGGAGUUCUCCUGCAAGGGUAGCGGGAACAGUGGCAACAUUUGCGUUCCUCUGGACAAAUACUGCGAUGGACGCAGCGAUUGUGCCGAUGGCAGCGACGAGCCCAAACAUUGUUCGGUGUGCAAUCGUACAUAUUACGGGGAUAUUGGACGCACCUAUGCCAUAAAAGUGCCAACGCCACAGUGGAAUAAAUUGCCGUUCCUCUGUCACUUGACAUUCACAGCAUCCGGUCAUGAUCAAGGCGACAUCGUUCAGAUCAUCUUUGAUGGCUUUACGGUGGGACGCUUCGACGAGGGCAUGGUCGAUACGGAUGUGGAUGGCUAUGAAACGAAUCUAAGUCCCACGGGCGAGCUGCCCGGCUGCCCCGAGGGCUUCAUGCAGCUCAGCGAAUUGGGACGCCCGUUCACCGGGGGCUCGUGGUGCGGCAAGGCCACAGGACCACAAUUGUAUUUCAGCGAAACAUCAACGGUCACUGCCUCUGUAAAGGUAUUUCAUCCGCCACGCAAUAUACGGGAUGAGAAGCCCUUUGAGUUCAGCAUAAGAUAUAAAUUUAUCAGCCAGUCGGAUGCAGUUGUAAGAUACGGUCUGCCCGAUAAGCCGCUUGAACUGGGCCGUGUCACACCUGGCACCUAUUGUACGAGGCAAUUCGAUGAAUGCUAUCGUAACAAGUGUCGCCUGCAAAGUCCAAAUUAUCCUGGUAUGUAUCCGAGGAAUGUUACCUGCUACUGGACCAUACGACAGAAAGAAGUUCCCACCAGCAAGCAUGCCAUGAUUGCCGUUAGCCAGGAGAACCAGCACAAGGCCCUAGUGAAGCGGUCGAUUGCCAGCUUCAACAAGACCUCCCGCUCCAUACGCGCCUGGUCAGACUGUACGGGAGAACGUGAUCAUCUCAUCUUCUAUGAUGGCAGCUCCACCAACGAUCCCGUGUUGGCCAAAUACUGCGGCGGCGACUGGCUGCCACGCGUCGUGUCACGUGGAGCAGAAAUGCUGGUGGCCUUCCACUCGAGCCCGUUCUCGGCACCGCUGCAGCAGGGCAUACCGAAUCGGGGCUUCGAAUUGGAUGUGGACAUACUCUUCACCGAUUCGGACUCCUUCGACUUUGCCCAGGGCACCAAGAACCUCUGCGAGUUCCACAUAAAUGCCUCGAAUCCAGAUGAUGUGCUAUUCUCGCGUCGCGGCCGCAUGGGACGCAUUGUGAGUCCGCGUCACACGCUUCCGCCGAACACAACGUGCACGUACCACUUUCACGGAUAUCCUGGUGACCUGAUUUGGUUAUCGUUCACCAGCUACAAUCUGCAGAUACUGCAGCAGGCGAUACAUGACAACAAUACGCUGGGACGGAGCGAUCUGCCGCCUUGGAUAACCCGCCUGAGGAUGUGGGACAGCUAUGGCACAUAUGUGCCCAUGAAAUCAACAAGUUCAACCACCGGACAGCCGCCACCACCACCGCCAGUGGCCUCCUCAGCGGACGGUGGCAAACCAACGCUCCUCAAUCAAAGCAACUACGGCAGCUACUACUAUAGUGCCAGUAAUCCGAAGCUGAAUCGAAAUCUGCGCGUCAAUAUCGACAAUGCCUGGAACCCCGUGGACACGUACAUCUACGGACCCACACAGUCGAGUGUGUUCAAUCAGGAGAACAAGUACAGUGGCUAUCAGGGCGGUGCCGGUGGUGCAGCUGCUGCUGGUGGUCCGGGUGGCUCAGGCAAGCAGCUGACCGGCGUCAAGGAGAGCCUCAAUUACAUUUCCGGAGGCAAGUCCUCCGUCAAAGAUGGCAGCGCGGGCGCCUCUGCUGCCGCUGUUCUCAGCUCGGAGCGGAACAGCGCAGUGGCGCUGAUGAGCACCAAGGGCAAGCGACGCCUCAUGCUGGAGAUCUUCGACUACGAGACGCCCAAGCUGUGCGAUCACACGGCCAUUGGGAGCGGCGUGAGCGGCAGCAGCGCCCUGAUGGGCGGCAACAAGCUGCGACCAUGCAGUCCGCUGGAGAGCUACGUGAGCACGGGCAGAGAUUUGAAACUGGAGUUCCAUACGCAUACGGGAACAGCCUUGUUCCCGGCACAAUUCGCUUUGAACUACGAGUUUGUGGACACGGAACAGGGUGGUGACACCUGGCCCGGCAGGCGUGGCGAGGAUCCAGUGCCGCCCCUGUGCUCGAGAAUCUUUCGCAAGCGCAAAGGCAACAUCCAGGUGCCGAGGAAUGUCUUCCUUUACGGCCGAGGCGGAGCCAAGAACAUCACCUGUCUGUACCGCUUCGAGGCCGGUCCGUCGGAGCGGGUAAAGCUGGUGCUGCACAAUGUCUCCUUUGGCGAGGGCACGUCCUGCACCACUGACUCGGAUCUGCAUACGGGCAGGCCGCGAUGCAAUCAAUUGGACCCAGAGGGACGCAUCACGGAGCUGCGCCUCUUUGAUGUGCCCUUUCGAGAUGUGAAAAUCCAGCUGGGCUGCUUCUGCGACAAUUCCAGUUCCCUGUACAGCAACGCACCGCUGACGUUCGUCUCCCACUCGCGGAUUAUGGAGCUCAGCUUCACAGUGACUCGAUUGAACAUCUCCGAGGACUUUGCCGAUGUCUUCUUCUCCGCCUCGUACGAGUUCAAGCGGCAGCCAGACUGUCGCAAGCAAUUGAAGUUGAAGGGCGCCGGUGGAGAGGAUGAUCUCAAGUAUCCCCUGAAGACUCAAGAUGCCAGCUGCGAGGGCCUGGCCUGGUACAUCGAGGCCCAGUCCGCCGAACGUUCGCUCUUUGUGCAGACCUGGGGCGCCUAUCUGCCCGUGGAUCCCACCUCAGAGGAUGCCAUGCGCUGUCACACCAAAAACCGUUUGAUGAUCUACUCGGGCAGACCGCUCAAGCCCAUGCGAGUGGUGUGCCCCGCCCAGAGUGGACCUAGGCCCAUGUCGCUGCACAUUUUCUCCGAGGACUGGACCAAUGGACAGCCGUUGUUCAUGAACAAGCCCAUCAGUCUGGUGCUGGAGCCCAUACUCAAGGAACCCGGCGAUAUAGCCUUCACAUGGCUGGAGAUACAUCGCACCAAGAAUGCGCUGCUGCAGCAGUUGGACCUGCAUGUGAACGCAAGCGUGACCACGGGCCUGAGCUCCGGCUCGGGCUCCCAACCCUCUGGUCAUAGUUCCGGCUCCGGCGGAGUUGUCGGCACAGGCAGUGCUGGUGUAGCCGGGGCUGGUGGUGGUGCUGCCGGCGCUGGAGGCACUGCAACCGGUGCCACGGCCAACGAAACUCUGAACGAGUUUGGUUUCUAUCCCAAGGAGUCAGAUUGCGAAUACAAAUGUCCUGAAAUUGAUGCAUGCAUAGCAGCCAGCCUGUGGUGUGAUGGUCAUCACAACUGCCCCAGCGGCUUCGAUGAAUCGGAGGAGGAAUGCGGCACAGCCCGCAAGCUGCUGGAGUUGCCUGGCGGCGUCUUUGCCGCUCUGGGAUGCAUCGCUGCCGCUUUGACCGCAUGCCUAAUCUUCUGCAUGUUCGGACUGAUGCGAAAACGGAAAAAGAGCGUGGUGCAGAAGGGUGGUGGUGUGGGGGGCGUUGGAGGCGUGGGCGGGGGCAUUGGCUUCAUGAAUGGCGCCAGCAAUGGGAAUGUAUCCGCCGCAAGCAUCGGCACUUUGAAGAAGGACUUCAAGAAGGAGGCGCUGUUCAUCGAUCCGGCCUCCUGACACGGGCACCAGCCGGUCGAGUACAUACAUGUGGAUCGGGAGACCACCGUGUGAUAUGUUGCCGCCGGCUGUGGCCUGCCCUACGAUGAGCACCUAGAGCUGGGAAUGGAGAUGGAAAUGGCCUGACGUAGCGAUCAGCAGGGUUCUCCCCUCGACACAGUUCAGGGUCUGGCCUGGAGAUUUUAAAGCUAUUGAAAAUGACGAUGAAGGUAUGUGAAUGAAAUGGGGAAGCGUCAACACAAUAUAAAUCUAAAUUGUAAGUCGAUACAAUUUUCUAAACGCUUCUGGAAGAGUAACCAAUCGAGUAGAAACGAGUGCGAGUGUGAAUGGUGCAUAGUCAUAGGGACAGUCGAUCAGCCGAUCGAUCUUCUGUUUGUAUAGAUUUUGUGUUAUUCUAACUGUUUUGUUUUUUGUUCUACACGUCUGUAUAUAUUUUGGGUAUUUUUUAUUUAGUUCGGGAUAGCAGUCAUGGAAAGAUUUCUGUGGAUUUUUGUAAAAAUUAGGGACAGUGAUAUUCAAAUCUAUGGGGAAAGCAAAGUGUAUUUUCUUUAAAACAAUUUCGAAUACGAGGAAAGAAUUUAAGAGACUUUUUCAUGAGGUGUAUGGAACUAUUCUCAUAAUUUCUUCAAUAUUAUAAAAAGCAGCUUCUUGCCUUCGCAUAUUAUCUGUUCAUUUGAGUUAUCUUUCAUUUUUUAAGACUAUGUAGACGCAUCAACAACACCAAAAAGCAAGAAAAAAAACUAUUGUAAAUUAGGUACCUUUAAUAAAGUUAGUUCGGAUAGACAGCAAAUAAAUCGAGGGCGGAUAGUAGAUGAAGCCUUUGGCCUAGGUAUUUACCAUAUAGCACAUAGCACACCCAUUCAACGGAAGUUAAGUAAGCAAAUACAUUAAGGAACUAAGUAAAUGCAAGAAGAUCAGAAAACUACAAUGAAAUUGUAUAGAAAAGAGCAACUCAAAGAGCAGAUCCCUAGGCAUGUACUCUUUAGGGCCGCUCUGGCAAAUAACUUCUAAGGAAAAACUAGCAUAAAAGAGCUAACAGCAUUUGGAGCAGAAAUAUUGGAUAGUAGGUGGGGGAAGUCUCGACAGUGUUGUGAUCCAAGGCAUGCACAUACUGAACUAUGUUUAAACACACAACCAAAUCGCAGCAUUUACAUGGUACUACAUGGUCAUGAUUCGAUUUGAAAUACAUGUAUAGGGUAUUAGCUAGUACUAUACAAUGUAUGUAUAUGUAGAAGUCAGAACUUUUGGGUUUUUUAUCGUAAAGCACAGCACACUCUCACACACAAAUAAUGCAGAGAACAUCACUUAGUGGUUUAUUAAACAUACAAUAUACAAUCGUAUGAGAAAUAAAAUUGUUUAUAACGAUUAAAGUAGAGCUCGAUAAAAUCAGAGAAAAUGUUCACUUCUUCAACUUAAUCAAGAGAACUGCCAGAAUAUUCUAUAAGAAAAUGCAAAAACCAAUUCGCAUAUUUAUGUAAAUAUAUUUAACAGGCGAUUAUUUUUCAGGAUCAAGUUCUCAUUUUUAAAUUCCAAAAUGUUUGUAGCUGCAAUAAAUCAUAUUCCUAACUUAACAACAAAAAAUAGAAUAAAAUAAAGUAAAUUAUAGCAAACAAAAAAAAGAGAAUGCAAGCCCUAGCAUUUAAGUCAUGCCAUGGCCCAUAACCCAUUUAAACAAUCAAACUUUUGGCAGUUGAUAGGAUUAAGCAAAUACCAAAAUAAAAAAUAAAAAAGGAAAAGCAUAAAAAGAAGACAAAAGUACUUUAUUUUAUAGACACUAAAACUAGGUAAAUGCAAGAAAACAAAAGCUAAAUAAUAUUAAUACCUUCUGGUGGUCUGCGAUGAGAAUUUUAAAAUGAACCAGCCCCUGCCAUAUGCAGACAGAAUCCAUUAAAAUUGCAACUUCCAUAAUACAUAUACAUAUAUAUAAUUUAGUCGGCAUUAAAAAACGGAAAAAGAGUCAAUAUAUACACGAAUUAAAUCAAAUAUUUUCAGUUGCAUUUUUUGAUAGCAAAUAACCUAAAUAUUUAUAGCCGAAAAAAGGAAUGAAUAAUAAAAAUAAAAAAGGAAGAACAGACAGAACGAUGCGCACUUUUUACGAUUUUAUGACAAAAAAUAAAGAGUUAUUAUUUGCCCAACACACCCACAACCUAACAUACAUAUAGGAGGAUAUUUUACACAUACAUUUGUACUAUAAGAGACAAAAUAAUAAUGAAAUAUACUAUAUACAUAUAUGAGUAUAUGCAUACAUAAAAUGGCAUGAUAAAUUGUCAACAAAAAUUAAUAUGUAGCUUUAAGAGCAGCGCCCAAGCUGUUACUAUUUCCUUGGCCACCAUUGUCGUCAUACACAUCAUCUCAAACAUCAGUUCGGGGUUCAGUUCCUUCUCUCAAUCAAACCAAACUAUGGAAAUUUCUGUGCCAACUGUGUUUAAAGUGAAGAAUUCGAAGAUAAAAAAUAUGACAGCGCAUAAAACACUCACAACAUGUAAUUUAUUUGAAAUGUUCGAAAAUAAAGUGGAAAAAAUACGAUUGCAGAGAGAGAAUGAUGGCGGAGGAAAACAAAAAGGAAAAGUGUGUGAGAUGGUAAAUAAUAAUAAAAAUACAGACAGCUGUGUAAAUAGUCGAAACGCGUACACACUACGCAUAUUUAAUUAAAAAACAAAAAGAAAACAAAA